AUGGACAAAAAAGUUUCAACCAAAAUUAAGGAUCCAGUACACGGAUCUCGCGUAACAAUUCUGAGUGUAGAUGGAGGAGGAGUUAGAGGAAUCAUCCCUGCAGUUAUCUUAUCUUACCUUGAAGCUAAACUUCAGGAAAUAGAUGGUCCGAAUGCAAGGCUUGCAGAUUACUUUGACGUAAUUGCAGGGACGAGCACUGGUGGUCUUGUUUCGGCCAUGUUAGCAGCCCCGGACGAUCAGCACUACCCUCCUAGGCCUUUAUUUGACGCCAAAAGUAUUGUAGACUUUUAUAUGGACAAGUGCCCAAGCAUUUUCCCUCCACGAGGACUUUUUCCACUACAAAAUCCAUUUCAACCAAAGUAUGAUGGAAAAACACUUCACGAGCUAAUAAAGCAUUAUUUGAAGGGGACGAAGUUGCAUGAAACCUUGACAAACCUCGUUAUUCCUACUUUCGAUAUCAAGAAACUCCAGCCCACCAUCUUUUCCUCUUAUCAGGUGAAGGAUAAUCAAAGCUUGGAUGCUAAACUUUCAGAUAUUUGUAUUGCAACCUCUGCGGCCCCAACUUACCUUCCUUCCUAUAAAUUUAAAAACACUGGAAAAGAAUUCAAUCUCGUUGAUGGUGGUGUGGCUGCUAAUAAUCCGACUUUUGUUGCCAUCACUGAAGUAGUGAAAGAAAUUAGCAAGCGAAAUCCGGCAUUGUCAAACUUUGAGGCCACGGACUACAGUCCUUUUCUGGUGCUUUCACUUGGCACGGGUUCAUGCAGCAGCGAUGGAUACUAUGAUGCUGGGGAGGCUUCCAAAUGGGGAAGUUGGCAAUGGAUAAUUCACGGCGGACAAGGUUGUCCUCUUAUAGAUUGCUUCUCUCAAGCAAGUGUGGAUAUGGUUGACUAUCACAUCUCUGUGCUUUUUGAUUCCCAUGAUUCUGGAUAUAACUAUCUCCGGAUUGAUUACGACAAACUGACGAAGGAAGAAGGUCAAAUGGAUUUGGCUACUCAAGAAAACUUGAAAAAUCUGAAGGAUGUGGGCGACAAGUUGCUGACUCUACCUGUUUCACGCAAGAAUUUGGAUACUGGUAAACUCGAACCAUUUGGAGAUCAGACCAACAAGCAAGCCCUGGACAGCUUUGCAAAAGCCCUUUCCCGUGAAAAGAAGGCCAGAAACGAUAGCUUUCUGAAGAAAUAA
Molecule: messenger RNA, 1182 nt
Organism: Ziziphus jujuba (common jujube)
Lineage: Eukaryota; Viridiplantae; Streptophyta; Magnoliopsida; Rosales; Rhamnaceae
Product: patatin-like protein 3
Exons: 9
Coding region: 1-1182 (393 amino acids)
Biological process (GO): lipid metabolic process
Molecular function (GO): glycerophospholipase activity; monoacylglycerol lipase activity
Source: RefSeq, a predicted model, not a curated record